GGCUGAAGAAAGAAACACUCCUGGUGAAGCAACUGGGAUCCAUGUGACACACUAUUAAAAAGAUGGCGUUUAUUAAAGAGGAGAGUGAAGACAUCAAGAUUGAAGAAGCAUUCAGUGUGAAACAAGAAGAUACUGAGGAACAAAUAGAAUAAACAGCGGGUCCACUGGCGCGGAGCAAGAGGAGCAGAGCAAGCAUUUUCAAUUAAUUCCCAUGGAAGUCAAGUGCUCCGCACGAGUGGAUAAGCAACCACUGAAAGAGGAGAGUCAAGAACUGAAUGAAACAGAAGAGAAAGAUCAGUAUGAGGGAUGUCAUGAUAUCACAACUGGAGGCAAAUCUUUUAAUUGCUCACAGACUGAAAAGACUUCCUCACGAAAAAGAGCUACUAGAAGUUAUUUCUCCUGCCAACAGUGUGGAAAAAUUUUCGAUCAACAAGGAAAUCUUAAAGUCCACAUGAGAAUUCACACUGGAGAGAAGCCUUUUACCUGCAAACAGUGUGGAAAGAGUUUUGAUCAACUAGGAAACUUUAAUGUCCACAUGAAAAUUCACUCUGGAGAAAGCCCUUUCACCUGCCAACAUUGUGGAAAAAGUUUCAACCGAAAAGGAAACCUUAAAAUUCACAUGAGAAUUCACACUAGAGAGAUCCCUUUCACCUGCCAACAGUGUGGAAUAAGUUUCACUCUAAAAGGAAGCCUUAAAAUUCACAUGAGAAUACACACUGGAGAGAAGCCUUUCACCUGUCAAGACUGUGGGAAAAGUUUCAUUCGAAAUGGAAGCCUUAAGAGCCACAUAAGAGUUCACACUGGAGAGAAGCCUUACACCUGCCCUCAUUGUGGAAAGAGUUUUACACAUAAACCAACCCUUAAUGCUCACAUGAGAACUCACACGGGAGAGAAGCCAUUUGUAUGUGCUCAGUGUGGAAAGAGUUUCAGAUAUAAUUUAAAUUUUAAUCGACACAUGAGGAUUCAUUUAAGAGAGAACUCUUUUAUAUGUCAUCAGUGUGGAAAGAGUUUCACUGACAGGAGAUAUCUUAAGAGGCAUGUAAUAACUCACACUGGAGAGAAGCCCUUUUUGUGCCAUCACUGUGGAAAGAGUUUCAAAAACAAAGCAAAUCUUCAGGUUCACAUAAGAGUUCACACUGGAGAGAAGCCUUACACCUGUCCUCAGUGUGGGAAGAGUUUCACACUUAAAGGAAAUCUUAACAUUCACAUGAGGCUUCACACUGGAGAGAAGCCUUUCACAUGUCUUCAGUGUGAAAAGAGUUUCACAUAUAAUAAAGACCUGAAACGUCAUCUGCAAACUCAUUCUGGAAAAAACUUGUAGUGUUCCUCAGUGUUUCAAGAGGUUUACAAAAUAGAGCAGUUUAAAUAAUCACUUGCACAUUCAUUUGUGGAAGACUUGAUCCAUUAAAUUCAUUUUUCAGAAUUCAAUCAAAUUCAGAUUUUAUUAAAAAAAUUUGACAUCACACUUACAGAUACACCUGAGAAGGUAUGCAGAUAUGAGACCCUAUUUGUGUUCUAAGAGUUUUAAAUGGCUUGGCGGUUUAAAAUGGCACCAGAAAAUAUGUAUCUUUUUGAAAGUCAUUUUGAUUGUAUAGAGGCAUAACUUAUAUAUUUAAUUCAGUUUAGUACAUCAUAAUCAAUCAUUAUUUACAUUAUAUAAAGUAACUUCCAUCUUGCUGUAAAAUGUGUCUGCUUUUACAGAUUAAAUUGAAAUGAUAAAUAUACAAACCAUCACAUGUGAA
Messenger RNA from Ctenopharyngodon idella (grass carp), 1742 nucleotides. RefSeq names its product gastrula zinc finger protein XlCGF8.2DB-like. NCBI's taxonomy places the organism in Eukaryota, Metazoa, Chordata, Actinopteri, Cypriniformes, Xenocyprididae. The coding region runs from base 212 to 1321 and encodes 369 amino acids. The transcript has 4 exons. The record is from RefSeq and is a predicted model, not a curated record.